Molecule: messenger RNA, 2021 nt
Organism: Heterocephalus glaber (naked mole-rat)
Lineage: Eukaryota; Metazoa; Chordata; Mammalia; Rodentia; Bathyergidae
Source: RefSeq, a predicted model, not a curated record
AGCUGGGCUGCCUUACCGUCUAAGCCCCGGAAUGCCACUGGGUGGUCCUCUUUGAGGGCUUCUAGACACUCAGGCACUAGAGGGCAUCGCUCCCAGCAGGGCCGGACGGCAAGCUCUGGGCUACCGCCACGCUCUCAAUGGCACCCGGAAGGGGCCGGGGUGGCAACCACCGGUGGUCUGGCUGAGGCGCUGCGGAGGAGGGGGGAGCCUGUGCGUCAUCAGUCUGCGCCACAGGACUCUGGAGACUGCUUCGGAGGUGGGAAAGGAAGCGUAAGAGGUCGCUUUCUGAUGAGUUCGUUGGCUGCGGAAUUAGCACCAAAGCGUAGUCUGUAGCCAGCGGCCGAUUGCAUCCGCAUUCCCUGAUGGUUCGAUAGAUUUAUCUGCCACGCGUGCACAUUCUGUAAAACAGGAGACUGAAUUAGCUCUCAACAAUGGGACGAACCUACAUUGUAGAUGAGACUGUUGGCCAGUAUCUUUCAAAUAUCAAUCUCCAAGGAAAACCUUUUGUCUCUGGUCUUUUAAUAGGACAGUGUUCUUCACAAAAGGAUUAUGUGAUUCUUGCCACUAGAACACCACCCAAAGAGGAACAAAAUGAGAGCAUCAAAUAUCCUAAAACUAAGUUGGAUAAUUUGGAUGAAGAAUGGGCUACAGAACAUGCCCAUCAGGUAUCCAGAAUGCUACCAGGGGGACUUUUAGUUCUUGGAGUAUUUAUUAUCACAACUUUAGAACUGGCAAACGACUUUCAAAAUGCCGUGCGCAGACUAAUAUAUGCUGUGGAAAAGUCUAUGAAUAGAAAAAGACUGUGGAAUUUCACAGAGGAGGAAGUUUCAGAGCGAGUGAUACUUCACAUUUGCUCUUCUACAAAAAAAAUAUCUUGUCGAACUUACGAUGUCUGUGAUCCAAAGAGUUCAGCAAGACCAGCAGACUGGAAGUAUCAAAAUAGACUAUCUACCUCAUGGCUUUCUCUUGAGUGUACUGUUCAUAUUGAUAUUCACAUCCCACUUUCUGCGACUUCUGUCAGCUAUACUCUGGAGAAAAAUACAAAGAAUGGACUUACCCGCUGGGCCAAGCAAAUUGAAAAUGGUAUUUAUUUUAUUAAUGGACAAGUUAAGGAUGAAGAUUGUGACCUGUUAGAAGGACAGAAAAAAUCUAGAGGAAAUACUAAAGCAUCUAGCCAUUCUUUUGAUGUUCGAGUGCUAACACAGUUGUUCCUGAAUUCGGACCACAGAUCCACAGCCACAGUCCAGAUCUGCAGCGGUUCUAUAAACCUUAAGGGUGAUGUGAAAUGCAGAGCUUACAUUCAUAGCAACAAACCCAAAGUUAAAGAUGCUGUGCAGGCAGUGAAGAGAGAUAUAUUGAACACAGUUUCUGAUCGCUGUGAAAUACUAUUUGAGGAUCUACUUUUGAAUGAAAGUCCAGAAAAAAAAGAUUCUGAAAAAGAGUUCCACAUCCUCCCUCACCGUGUUUUUGUCCCCAUUCCUGGAUCUACUGUAAUGUUAUGUGAUUAUAAAUUUGGUGAUGAAUCAGCUGGAGAAAUCAGAGACCAUUUUAUAGAAAUGUUAGAUCAGAUAAUUCAAAUAGAACGUUUAGAAAUUGCAGAGGAAAUAAACACAGCUUUUAUGAGUUCCUCUAUGAAUAAUGAGGCUUCAUUGGACAACACAGAAGUUGAACAGCCAGAACAACCAGUUAAAACUACAGUAGUACUGAAAAUUCAGCAAAACAUAGGUAUGAUUGCAGCAUUUGCAGUUGCAGUCCUUGCUGCAGGUAUCUCCUUUCAUUACUUCAGUGAUUAGAGUGAGGCACAAAGAGUUUCCUGAUCAUCCAGUGAACAUUGAUCAACAACUGUGAAUAAUAAAGUUGUAAACAGUCUGCCUGCUUUUAAGACAGUAGCAGCCACAUCUGCUGCCAUGAGUAUUGCGUAUGUUUCUGACUAACACGAAAUCAACAGCUGCCUUGGUUAGCCCUGCUUGUAUUAUAGGUGGCCCAACUUUUCAAAAAUAAAGUUAUGCAUUUAGAUGAGA